Molecule: messenger RNA, 2071 nt
Organism: Agrilus planipennis (emerald ash borer)
Lineage: Eukaryota; Metazoa; Arthropoda; Insecta; Coleoptera; Buprestidae
Gene: Cdc16
Product: cell division cycle protein 16 homolog
Exons: 1
Coding region: 88-2019 (643 amino acids)
Biological process (GO): cell division
Molecular function (GO): protein binding
Source: RefSeq, a predicted model, not a curated record
CUAUUUUAAGUCUAUUUCUUAAAAUAUAUAAUUUCUAUUACUUACGCUUGAUGCAUAUUUGACUUAAAAAACAAUUUUGUUUUCAUAAUGGCUGCAGAUAAAGGUUGCGAUAUUAAUUCUCUGAAUAUUCAAAACGUAAAUAUCGAUAAUUAUAGACAAUUGGUUCAAUUAUAUCUCAAUUUACAUAUUUACCAAGCAGCACUGUUUUGGGCAGAUAAAGUUGUUGCUCUAACAAAUGGAAACCCCAAAGAUGUUUACUGCUUGGCGCAGUGCAUGUACAUGUUGAAGGAAUAUCAUCGUGCGGCCCAUUUGUUACGAUCUCGUAAUUUGGAAAAGAAGUUUGUGUUGUGCAAUUACUUAACUGUGAAGUGUCUUAUGGAGGCCCAUGAUUUAAAUGAAGCGUUGAAAGUUUUGAACAUGUUAGACGUAGACGUUUUACUUCAAAACACCAGUGUCGCUGCUUCUUUGGAAUCAAGUUUAUUUGAUAACACCCCUAAACAUAAAAUCCAAUCUUCAGUUUUGUUACUUAAAGGUCAAAUUCUUGAAGCUAUGGAUAAUCGUUCUUUAGCAGUUGAAUGUUACAAACAAGCCCUACAUUGUGAUGUUUAUUCUUAUGAGGCAUUCAAUGCCCUCAUUAAACAUCAUAUGCUUACAGCAUCAGAAGAAGAGAAGCUGCUUAAUUCACUUGAUGGAGCAAUAUCAGAACAAUGUGACCCUUUGGAGAAACAAGUUCUGUUGACUUUAUAUAAAAGCAAAUUAAAAAAAUAUCACACACCCUCACCUAAGAUUAUCAGAGAUAUUAGUUUAUCUUGUGGAACAACAAAAAUGGAUUCUAAAUCUCUUUUAUCUAAAAAUGAAAACCCCGACACUUCUAUUUCUGAAAAUGGAACUGGCAAGGAUGUAAAAGUAAAUAAAUGGUUGCUUCAGGUACAAGAGAGUAUAGACAUGGCAGUGUCUGAGGCAGAAAGGCUAUAUUAUAAUUGUGAAUAUCAGAAUUGUAGUAAGCUGUCUGAAAAAAUUUUAAAACAAGAUCCUUAUCACAAUGAAUGCCUUCCCAUAUACAUUUCCUGUCAAGUGGAGCUUAAGCAUAGCAAUAAGUUAUUUACAUUAGCUCAUACUUUAGUUGACCUCUAUCCAUCUUUGGCAAUUGCAUGGUUUGCUGUGGGAUGCUAUUACUAUACUAUAGGCAAGAGCGAUUUGGCUAGGAGAUUUUUGUCGAAAGCCACUACUUUGGAUAGACUUUAUGGUCCUGCAUGGUUAGCAUUUGGUCAUUCGUUUGCAACAGAAAAUGAACAUGAUCAAGCAAUGGCUGCAUAUUUUAAAGCUUCACAGUUGAUGAAAGGUUGUCAUUUGCCAUUGCUUUACAUAGGUUUAGAAUGUGGUAUCACCAAUAAUAAUAGACUGGCAGAAGAGUUCUUUCAACAGGCUCAAGCUAUUGCUCCAUACGAUCCGUUUGUAAUGCACGAAAUGGGAGUCAUUGCUUUUCAUAAUAACGAAUACACAAAAGCAGAGCAAUAUUUUAAAAAUGCUCUCUGCAAAACGCAAAGCGUAAACGGAUCAAUUUUACCAGCACAAUGGGAACCAUUAUUAAAUAAUUUGGGACACACAUACAGAAAGCUACGAAGAUACGAAGAAGCUUUAGAAUAUCAUCAUAAAGCAUUAACAUUGUCUCCUUUGUCCGCAAGUACCUUUUCUGCUAUUGCUUAUGUUAAUGCUUUAAUGGGCAAAACAGAGGAUGCCGUUCAUUGGUUUCAUAAAGCCCUCGGACUUCGGAUGGACGACACGUUUAGUACCACAAUGUUGAGUUACUUAAUAGAACAUUUAUCUGAGGAACAGGCCCCGUAUCCUGGUGCCCCUAAUUUCAUUCCUAAUUUUUCUGCAACGGUGGCAAAAGAAGCAGGAUCAGAAAAUUGCAUUAUGAUUGAAGAGGAAAUGGUUGCCGUGCCCGAAAUCAGCGAACAGGAACAAUUGACUGAUAUGAGUUUAGAAAUUGAUAUGUCUUCAAAUAAUCAAACAUGAUAAUUGUUUAUUGGAGUUCACACAACAAAUAAAACACAUUUUUGAAUUUUCA